AUGGCUAAACUAGUUGACAUAUACAACAGCGAAAAAGAUCCUGUAAUAAAAAGAAGGCAGUUACCGUUAACUAUUUACGAAAAUCUUACUAUGAUAAUGGACUUAAACACAAUGGGUUUGAUAUGUGACAAUCCGCAAGUGAAAGGGCGUGAGUAUGAAGAAUUCAUGCGCAAAUACAGGAUCCUUUCAACAGAAGAACUUAAAGCGGCCUUAAGGGUGGAUGCCUCAGAUAUAUUUAAUGUAUUAAAUCAAAGCAUUCCUUGUGUUGGCUGUCGAAGAAGUGUUGAACGACUUUUCUAUCAACUAUGUAAGUCAGGACAUGCAACAUUGGAUCCUUUAAUUCUAACGCCAGAUGAGACAAUGACAAUCCGAGAAGAUAAGAUAACACACUCACAGUCUCUAGCAACAUUGCUUAAUGGUCAUAGUACGGGCAUAGAAUGUUUAAUUCUAAGUCAACCACGUUGGAAAAAAUCACAGAGAUGUACACUGCACUCACUAGAGGCGGGUGGUGCUCGUGGGUGGGGCUCGGGAGCCGGUGGUGGUGCGACUAACGGUGCGUGUGGCGCGUGGAAUUCCUGGGUGGGGACUUGUGGAUGGGGUUGGGGUGCUUGGGGAUGGGGUGGCCGUGCAGCAUGGCGGACAGCUUGGGAUGCCAUGCGGACCUCUGCACGCGAACACGUGACCCUCGUUCACUUUAACACGUUACAUGACACGCUGCACAAUUACUUGCGGAAACAUCGCUUCUGCGCCGAUUGCAAGACAAAGGUACUAAGAGCAUAUCAAUUAUUAGUGGAAGAAAAGGAACCACAGAAAGAAAAAGGAUAUGUGGGGGCACUUUAUGGAGGCAUCAAAAGAUGUCUUUUGGACAAGCACCUCCACCUACAAGCAAAGACUGACUAUAUAGCACAUCUUAUAGCUAGAGCUGAGCCUGAGUUACUUGGAAAUCACAGGGAAAGACAUGCCAAAACACUUGAGAUUGCACAGGAAGAGGUAUUAAUUUGCCUUGGGAUAUGCAUCUAUGAACGGCUUCAACGCAUCUCGUUGAGGUUACGAGAAGAAGAAGGGACUUGUCAGACUUUAGCAGCAGUUGCUGUUGAGGCUAUUUAUCGAAAAUUCGAAACCGCAGUGGAAUUAAAGAGUGGAGUCUCCAAGUUACAACUUCUUUAUGAUGAAAUAACUCAGGAAGAGCUUACUCGACAACAAAGAAAGGAACAAAAGAAGUUGAAACGCCGCAAGAAGAAAGAAAGACAGGCUGUAGAGAACAAAUGCAAGGAAGCUGAUUCUGAAGAACCAGAAGAAAAAUGUCAAUGUGAAGAAUGUUUAUUAGAGGAACGUGACACACCAACGGAUUUGCUAUCGCCACAUGACUAUAAUCAAUGCUAUGAAACAAGUGGUGAUGGCUGCCAUUCAUGCCAGGAUGAUUAUACAAAACGCAAUUCACCUAAGAAAUCUGGUAAAAAGAGAAACAAAACCGACAAUCUUUCUCCCAAUGAACAUUCCCAUGACUGUGGCUACUCUUCUGGUAACAAUGGUGGUUGCUGUGACACUAUGUCAGGCUCAUCAUCACUUAUGAGUUCUCCUGAAGGCUCUGAAGUGGCAUGUUCUGAAGGGUUUUGUAACCACGAAAGAGGAGAUUGUUUAGAUAUAACUAAAAAUGAUAAGUCAUUAUGUACUGGUUUCACCCUUUCACUACAAGAAAUGCUGGACACCUGUACAUCAGAUGAAGAACAUGACACCAGUUACAUACCUAUCGAAGAGGUCUUAGAAUUCAAAUCACGAAGGAACAUAACUGAGAAAAGACAAGAGCUGAGGCAGAACUUACGUCAAAAAUUCGCUCAGCUUUGUGUGAAUCAGCCACAAAAUCGUAUUAUAUCCCAAAAGCAAGAU
This is a messenger RNA of Iphiclides podalirius (scarce swallowtail), 1887 nucleotides long. Lineage: Eukaryota; Metazoa; Arthropoda; Insecta; Lepidoptera; Papilionidae. The record is from the annotation of a GenBank genome assembly.